Ostreococcus tauri is the source of this 4194-nucleotide messenger RNA. Its product is annotated as Magnesium chelatase, subunit H, N-terminal. Gene Ontology annotation, molecular function: magnesium chelatase activity. NCBI's taxonomy places the organism in Eukaryota, Viridiplantae, Chlorophyta, Mamiellophyceae, Mamiellales, Bathycoccaceae. Gene Ontology annotation, biological process: chlorophyll biosynthetic process. The transcript is spliced from 2 exons. Gene Ontology annotation, cellular component: chloroplast. The record is from RefSeq and is a predicted model, not a curated record. The coding region runs from base 1 to 4194 and encodes 1397 amino acids.
AUGUCGGGGACGACGCGCGCGUUGGCGUUUCGAGGCGUGGGUUCGACCACGGCGUUCAAGGGGAAAAAUGGGGCAAAGCCGGCGCGCCGCGUCGCGCCGACGACGCGCGCGGUCGCGACGGGGCCCAAGGGACCGCUGAAGAAGAAGGGUUCGAAUGAGGAGGAUAAGAUUGAGGAUAUGUCGUCCGGUUCGCGCGGAAUGUUCACGACGGUGGACCCGGAGGUGCGACGCAUCGUGCCGGACGCCAAGGGCCGCGUCGUGGUCAAGGUGACGUACGUGGUGUUGGAGUCUCAGUACCAAUCCGCGCUCUCUGCGGCGGUGAAACAGAUCAACGAAACCAACGAUAAGGUGUGCGUCGAGGUCGUGGGUUACUUGUUGGAGGAGUUGCGCAACAAGGACAACUUGGAGGCGCUCAAGAAGGAUGUCGAGACCUCGAACAUCUUCAUCGGUUCUUUGAUCUUCAUUGAGGAGCUCGCUGAGAAGAUUGUCGAGAUCGUGCAGCCGUGCCGCGAGAAGUUGGACGCGUGCCUCAUCUUCCCGUCCAUGCCGCAAGUCAUGCGCUUGAACAAGCUCGGCACUUUCUCCAUGGCGCAGCUCGGCCAGUCCAAGUCCGCGAUCGCCUCCUUCAUGCGCAAGAAGAAGGAAUCCGGCGGUUUCGAGGAGGGCAUGUUGAAGCUCGUCCGUACUCUCCCAAAGGUGCUGAAGUACUUGCCGUCCGACAAGGCGGCGGACGCGCGUAACUUCAUGAACUCUUUGCAGUACUGGCUCGGUGGUUCCACGGAUAACUUGGAGAACUUCUUGUUGAUGAUCUCCAAGGCGUACGUGCCGGAGCUCAAGGGCGUCGAUCUCACCGUCGCCGAGCCGGAGGUGUUCCCGGAUGUCGGCAUCUGGCACCCUUCCGCGCCGGUGUACUACGAAGACUUAAAAGAGUACCUCAACUGGUACGACACCCGUAAGGACAUCAAGUUCAAGGCGGAUUCUCCCGUCAUCGGUCUCGUUCUCCAGCGCUCUCACUUAGUCACCGGCGACCACGGUCACUACGACGGCAUGGUCAUGGAGCUCGAAGCUAAGGGUGCGCGGGUCGUUCCGAUCUUCGCCGGUGGCCUCGACUUCUCCGGCCCGAUCGAAAAGUUCUUCUUCGAUCCGAUCACGAAGGGUGCGUACGUGGACACCGUCUUGUCUCUCACCGGUUUCGCCCUCGUCGGCGGUCCGGCCCGUCAAGAUCACCCCAAGGCGAUCGAGUCCUUGAAGAAGCUCAACGUGCCGUACAUGGUUACCGUUCCGUUGUCUUUCCAAACCACCGAGGAAUGGAAGGAUUCCACGCUCGGUCUCCACCCUGUGCAAGUCGCGCUUCAAGUUGCGCUUCCGGAGCUCGACGGCGGCCUCGAGCCGAUGAUCUUCUCCGGGCGCGACUCCAAGUCUGGCAAAUCGCACACUCUGGAGGAUCGCGCGGCGCAAAUCGCCAACCGCGCCAUCAAGUGGGCGGCACUUCGUAAGAAGACCGCGGCGGCCAAGAAGCUCGCCAUCACCGUCUUCUCUUUCCCGCCUGACAAGGGGAACGUCGGUACCGCCGCGUACCUCAACGUCUUCGGCUCCAUCUACCGCGUGCUUCAAGGCUUGCGCCGCCAAGGCUACAACGUUGGUGUUCUCCCGAGCAGCGAAGAGGAGCUCAUCAACUCCGUUCUCAACGACAAGGAAGCGCAAUACGCAUCCCCGGACAUGAACGUCGCCUACCGCAUGCCGGUGAACGAGUACAAGAAGCUCUGCAUUUAUGAGGAGGACUUGCACGAGAACUGGGGUCCGCCGCCGGGUAACUUGAACACCGAUGGCCAAAACAUGCUCGUCUACGGUAAGCAGUUUGGCAACGUCUUCAUCGGUGUUCAGCCGACGUUCGGCUACGAAGGUGAUCCGAUGCGACUGUUGUUCUCCAAGUCUGCGUCCCCACACCACGGUUUUGCGGCGUACUACACCUACCUUGAGCACAUCUUCCAAGCCGACGCCGUACUGCACUUUGGUACGCACGGUUCGCUCGAGUUCAUGCCGGGUAAGCAAGUUGGUAUGGCCGGUGUGUGCUACCCGGAUCGCUUGAUUGGGAACAUCCCGAACAUCUACUACUACGCGGCGAACAACCCGUCCGAGGCCACCAUUGCGAAGCGUCGAUCGUACGCCAACACCAUCUCCUACUUGACCCCGCCGGCUGAGAACGCCGGUCUCUACAAGGGCUUGAAGGAGCUCAAGGAGUUGAUCUCUUCGUACCAAACCUUGAAGGAUUCCGGUCGUGGUCCGUCCAUCGUCAACACCAUCAUCUCCACGGCGAUCACGUGCAACUUGGACAAGGAUGUGAAGGAAAUUCCGACUGAUCCAGAAGCUGACGCCGCUGACUUUGAUUCCGACAGACGCGAUUUGAUCGUCGGUAAGGUUUACCAAAAGCUUAUGGAGAUCGAAUCCCGCUUGUUGCCGUGCGGCCUCCACGUCGUUGGUUGCCCGCCGUCUGCGGAAGAGGCUGUCGCGACGCUCGUCAACAUUGCGUCCAUCGACCGCGAAGACGAAGGUAUCAUCGCUCUCCCGGGUCUCCUCGCCAUGUCCAUCGGCAGAGACAUCGAGUCCAUCUACCGCUCCAACGAUGCGGGUAACCUCGAAGACGUCCAGCUCUUGCAAGACAUCACAGAGGCUUGCCGCGCUUGCGUCCGCACCUUUGUCAGCUCCGCUGCAGAUCCUUCUGGCCGCGUUGCCGCGGGCGCUCUUGCCAGCGUCGGUAAACUCUUCGGCAGCGCCGCUGUUGCGCUUCCGUGGGGUGAUGCCUUGAAGGGCACCCAGUUCGAGAGCACGGAUGUCGAGAAGAUGCGCACUCUGUUCGAUUACUUGCGCUUCUGCCUCGAGCAAGUUGUCAAGGAUAACGAGCUUGGCGCGCUCACUGAGGCUCUCGAGGGACAAUACGUGCUUCCGGGCCCGGGUGGUGACCCGAUCCGUAACCCGAAGGUGUUGCCGACCGGUAAGAACAUUCACGCUCUCGACCCGCAAGCGAUCCCGACGGGUGCGGCGGUUGCCUCCGCCAAGGUUGUUGUCGAUCGUCUGAUCGAGCGUGAGAAGAAUGAAAACGGUGGCAAGUACCCGGAGUCCAUCGCGCUGGUCCUUUGGGGUACGGAUAACAUCAAGACGUACGGUGAGUCCUUGGCGCAAGUCAUGUUGAUGGUGGGCGUGCGCCCGGCUCCGGAUGCGCUCGGUCGGGUGAACAAGCUCGAGCUCAUUUCCUUGGAAGAGCUCGGCCGCCCGCGCAUCGACGUCGUCGUCAACUGCUCUGGUGUGUUCCGCGACUUGUUCGUCAACCAAAUGAACUUGUUGGAUCGUGCGGUCAAGCUCGCCGCUGAGCAAGAGAAUGAACCGGAUGAGAUGAACUUUGUUCGCAAGCACGCGAAGGAGCAAGCCGCUGAACUCGGCCUUUCCGUCCGUGAAGCCGCGACGCGCAUCUUCUCCAAUGCGUCUGGUUCGUACUCUUCCAACGUCAACCUCGCCGUUGAGAACUCUUCCUGGAACGACGAGAGCCAGCUUCAAGACAUGUACCUCAACCGUAAGUCCUUUGCGUUCAACUCCGAUGCGCCGGGUGCGGGUAUGGAAACGAAGAAGGAACUCUUUGAGUCUGCCUUGUCUAAGGUUGACGUCACCUUCCAAAACUUGGACUCUUCGGAGAUCUCUCUCACAGAUGUGAGCCACUACUUCGACUCCGAUCCGACCAAGCUCGUCCAAGGGGUGCGCAAGGAUGGCAAGAUGCCGUCUUCUUACAUUGCGGACACGACGACGGCGAAUGCCCAAGUUCGUUCACUUUCUGAGACCAUGCGCCUCGACUCGCGCACCAAGCUCUUGAACCCCAAGUGGUACGAGGGCAUGAUGGCGUCUGGCUACGAGGGUACUCGCGAGAUCCAAAAGCGCCUCAACAACACGCUCGGCUGGUCCGCGACGUCUGGUCAAGUCGAUAACUGGGUGUACGAGGACGCGAACAGCACGUUCAUGGCCGAUCCGGAGAUGCAAAAGCGUCUCAUGGAGUCCAACCCGAACUCGUUCAGAAAGAUGGUCGCCAACUUCUUGGAAGCGAACGGCCGUGGUUACUGGGAGACGAGCGAGGAGAACAUCGAACGAUUGAAGCAGCUUUAUAUGGAGGUGGAAGAUCGUAUUGAAGGGGUGGAGAACGGGGCGUGA